UCGACGCCGUCAAAGGCAGACGUGUGUCCGAUUUCUUAACAAAAUAUCUAUAAUUUGGCAUUUUAAAUUCGACUGUAUUCGUUAAAUUUUAAAAAUCAAAUUCGUUUAAAUCAGUGCCCGUAUUUUUCGACGCGAAUCUACUGCUCGCCUGACUCAUCGCCCGAACCCGUGCCCGAACACAACGGCGCGCACACAAGUAAGAAAUUAUUUUACUGAGCCGUGGACAAGCUUAUGCAAUAAUGAGCCUGUUACAUUCACCUGUUAAAUCAACGUCGGGGCAAGAGUGCCGUUCCACACCUGAUUUAUCCACUAUUGGUCGCGAAGCAGCGGACCCGCAGAUUACCUUCAGAAAAAGAAAACAACCACACGACCUUGGCUGUUCUUGCAGUGGAGACGUCCAGGAUCUACGCUCCGAGAUGGCACGAAUCUCUAAACUACUUGAAAAUUUUGUUACUAUAAACCAAAAAACUUUGGAUAAUGUCUCAGAAAUGAAUAUUCAUCUGACGGAUAUGAAAUCAUCGAAUGAACAGAAUUUCUCGCUACUUACUAACAAUGUAAGUGAAGUGAAAAAACAAAUCAAUGAAAUCCAAGAGUCAAUGUCGAGCCUUACCUUGGAACAGAACCAAAUGAAAUCACAAAUAACAUUACUUGAAAAAAAAAUCUCCGAGGGAGAAGAGAAAAUGAGAACAAUGGAGUCUAACCUGGCUGAUUUUAAAACCACCGACCCAAUGUCAUCUGCCAACUCAGCCUCUGAUCUGAACUAUCAAAUGCUAAAUAGUGAGCAAAUAAUUAAUGAAGUUCAAGAGCGCAACAAUAGACAGAAAAAUAUUAUUUUGGGAGGAAUCCAGGAACAGUCAUCUUCUAAUGCAUCAGAACGUCAAUCGCUAGACAUGGCUAAGGUCAUGGACAUUCUACUAAACAUUGUAAAAGAUACGCCGGCUCCAAUCAAGAUUUUUCGUAUUGGGAAAUACGAUCCCAAGAAGAACCGUCGGAUCAAGGUCUGCUUUGACACUCAAACCGCAGUCAUCCAACUUUUACGAAGCAAAGCCAAUCUACCAGCAGGAAUAAAAAUUUACUCGGACCAAACCCCAUGCCAACAGAGGCUUAUGUUGAACCUUCAAAAAGAACUGGCUCGUCGUUCCCAAGAUGGUGAGACUGACUUAAUUAUUAAGUAUAUUAAAGGCAUACCAAAACUCAUUAAAGCCAACUCAAAAAACGAGAGCCCACAUCCUCGCCAAUCCCUGACAAAUUGACUUAUCAAAUCGUCACUAACUACUCGGACCUCCAAACUGCCAAA
This is a messenger RNA of Ostrinia furnacalis (Asian corn borer), 1297 nucleotides long. RefSeq lists its product as uncharacterized. Lineage: Eukaryota; Metazoa; Arthropoda; Insecta; Lepidoptera; Crambidae. The coding region runs from base 240 to 1253 and encodes 337 amino acids. The transcript is spliced from 2 exons. The record is from RefSeq and is a predicted model, not a curated record.